UUCUCUUCUUCUCUAAUCUCUCUCUCUCUCUCUCUCUCUAGAAACUUACUUUCUCCCGCAAUCAAGUAACUCCGUUAGACCCGGUCUAUCCAUCCAUCUAUCUAUUUCCCUUUUUCCAUUUUCAUCAUCUCUUCAUUACCCUCCCUUUUUUUUUCUCUUCUCUCUCUAGGGUUUUGAUUCUUCUACUCAAUAAUUUUAUCCAUCUCUCUGUAUUUCUCGAAAUCUUUAAUCUUUGACAAUGACUUCUGUCAGGCCCAACUUCUUGCCUCCUGGGUUGGUUUCCAAUCUUCAGGAAGUGUUGUCAAGCAGAAAGGGUGAUGAAGGUGACCAAUCAAAUGAUAAUAAUGAUAAAUCAACAGAACCCUCUACUUCUACUUCUGUUGAAAGUACUACGGAGACUGAAGAUAAUUCUAAGCCUGUUGUUUUGGUUACCAAUGGAGAUGGGAUUGACUCGCCUGGCCUUGUUUUUCUUGUUGAAGCUCUGGUUCGUCAAGGCCUAUACAAUGUCAAUGUUUUGGCGCCUCAAUCGGACAAAUCAGUAUCUGGUCAUUCUGUUACUCUGCGAGAAACAAUUGCUGUGACUUCUGCUGAAAUCAAUGGUGCCACAGCUUAUGAAGUUUCGGGGACUCCUGUGGAUUGUGUUUCAUUAGCAUUGUCUGGAGCACUGUUUUCUUGGUCGAAGCCUUUGCUGGUGAUUAGUGGAAUCAACCGGGGAUCAAGCUGUGGUCAUCACAUGUUUUACUCUGGUGUUGUUGCUGGAGCUCGAGAGGCAUUAAUUUGUGGUGUCCCUUCUCUGUCAAUAUCGUUAAACUGGAAGAAGGAUGAAAGCCAGGAAAGUGAUUUUAAAGAUGCAGCUGCUGUAUGUCUGCCAUUGAUCAAUGCUGCUAUCAGAGACAUUGAGAAGGGGAGUUUUCCAAAGAGCUGUUCUCUGCAUAUCGAAAUCCCUACAUCUCCAACUAAAAAUAAGGGUUUCAAAUUGACUAAGCAAAGCAUGUGGAGAUCCUCGCCUAGCUGGCUAGCUGUUUCAGCUAACCGGCAUCCUAAUGCUGGUUUCAUGUCUAAUCAACAGAGUCUUGGCAUCCAGCUUGCUCAGCUUGGGCGAGAUGCCUCUGCUGCUGGUGCAGCUCGCCGUUUGACCACACAAAAGAAGAGUGUGGUGGAGAUUGAAUCAGUUGGGGCUGCUGGGAAAUCUGAUGCUGGUCGAGUGAAAAAGUAUUUUCGUCUAGAGUUUCAGGACAAAGAACAGGCAGAUACAAAUGAAGAUCUGGAUUUCAGGGCGCUUGAAAAUGGAUUUGUGUCUGUAACUCCUUUAUCGCUUUUGCCACAUAUCGAGCCAGAAACUCAUGUAGCAGCUGCAGAUUGGAUAUCUUCUGCACUUAAAGAGGACCAAUAAACCACAUUGACUGAGAGAACCAGCGAUUUUGUAUACAUUUCCUGUUGUGUUAAUUAGUUAUUAAUUGAUUUGUGAUUUUUGCAUUUGCUUUUUUAAAAUUUUACCCUUAAUUUAUUUUUCCCAAAUAUUUUGGUGGAGUUGGGUUUGUAUUUAGUAGUUGCCUACACAUAAAAUGUAAUUUAAAAAUGGUCAGGUCCUAAUUGAUCGACCUUGCCUUUUUCUCUAACUGCUCUUUUUCCUUUUAUUUUUUUUUUGUGGAAUUGUAUCUUGUAUUUGUUUCUUAACAUGUGAUUCAUGAUUUAUUGAUAGCAGAACUAAUUGAGACA
Messenger RNA from Jatropha curcas, 1719 nucleotides. RefSeq names its product Survival protein SurE-like phosphatase/nucleotidase. The record is from RefSeq and is a predicted model, not a curated record. NCBI's taxonomy places the organism in Eukaryota, Viridiplantae, Streptophyta, Magnoliopsida, Malpighiales, Euphorbiaceae. Gene Ontology annotation, molecular function: nucleotidase activity.